AUGCGACCAACGAUUCGUAAAGCAGCUCGGAACUCAGGCGCAAGAAUUUUCGCUAUCAUGGUCAUCAGUGGAAGCGAGGCAGUGACUAGCAGUCAGUAUGCGUCUCCAGUGCGGUUCGAAAUCGCGGCCGGCACUUCUAUCUCUGCUCCAUUUGAAGGCUGUGCGCAGCCUGUCGAAAGAACUAGCAAUAAUUUCGAAAUGAGCAUACUGAUCCAAGGUUGGGGAUGGUUCGAUGAACAGAGUGUCGCCUCAUAG
Parastagonospora nodorum SN15 is the source of this 255-nucleotide messenger RNA. RefSeq lists its product as hypothetical. The coding region runs from base 1 to 255 and encodes 84 amino acids. Lineage: Eukaryota; Fungi; Ascomycota; Dothideomycetes; Pleosporales; Phaeosphaeriaceae. The record is from RefSeq and is a predicted model, not a curated record. The transcript is spliced from 2 exons.